CAGGCACUCUUUCAAUGAGGCACCUCGAAAAUAAAAGGUUGCAUGGCGGCGCUGCCAUGAUCACCGCCGGGACUCAAGCUCCGCCUCACCCAGCCGGACUUGCCCGCUACUGCCUGUCCACUUACAGCGGCCAUCAUGAAGCCGUCUCCGCUGUUCUGCUGCGUCCUCGCCAGCCUGCAGUCGCUGGCGGGCGCCGUUUCCAUUGCGGAGAUCAACGGCAACAAAUAUCUCUCGCCCUACUCCGGUCAGAUGGUCACCAAUGUCACGGGACUGCUCGUCGCCAAGGGGCCCAAUGGCGUGUGGAUUCGCUCGGCCUCACCCGAUGACGAUGAGGCCACCUCGGAGGCCAUCUACGUCUUCAGCAGCAGCGUGGGCGCCAAUCUGACCGUUGGCGAUGUCCUCUCGCUGGAUGGCAAGGUGUCCGAGUAUCGGUCGAACGCCAACUACAUGUAUUUGACCGAGAUUACCUCCCCCAAGAACGUCAAGGUGUUGUCGUCCGGAAACCUGGUCACGCCGCUCGUCAUUGGUAAGGACACACUGUCGCCGCCUACAGUGCAGUACAGCAGCCUUGACAAUGGCGACAUCUACAACGUACCGAAUGGGGUGGUCAACGUCUCCGCGGUGAAUCCUGUCCUGGAUCCCACCAAGUACGGUCUGGAUUUCUGGGAGAGCCUCAGCGGCGAGUUGGUCACCGUUAAGAAGCCGGUGGCCAUCAAGACGCCAAACCAGUACGGCGAUACCUGGGUGAUUGGUGAUUGGGUUGCGACGGGGAGGAACAAGCAUGGCGGUGUGACCAUGUCUGACAAGGACUCCAAUCCCGAAGCCAUCAUCAUCGGCUCUCCACUUGAUGGCACCAAGAACUCCGCCGACUCCAAAAUGGGCGACCAGUUCGAAGACAUCACCGGCAUUGUCCAGCACGCCUUCGGCUUCUACUCCAUCCUCCCCCUGACGGCCAUCAAGACCGCCACGCCCGCAUCCGCUGCUGUCCCUCCGACGAGCCUUCUCAGCCAAGGCAACUGCAAGGCCAUUACUGUCGGGAGCUACAACGUCGAGAACCUGAACCCCAAAUCGACCCAUCUCCCUCAGAUCGCCGCCCACAUCGUCGACUACAUGAAGACGCCAGACCUGCUCUUUGUCCAAGAAGUCCAGGACAAUAGCGGCGAAACCGACGACGGCGUAGUCUCAGCCAACGUGACCCUUACUGCCCUCGUCGGCGCCAUCGAGUCCCUCAGCGGUGUGACCUACGCCUUUGCCGACGUCGACCCAGUCAAUAACGCCGACGGCGGCGCGCCAGGCGGCAACAUCCGGACGGCCUACCUGUAUCGUCCCGAGGUGGUGAGGCUAUACAAGCCCAACCAAGGCGGCGCCACUGAUGCGACCGAGGUCGUGCCUGUCAGCAACGGCAGCAAGGCCGUGCCGGCGCUGUCGUUCAACCCGGGCCGCAUCGAUCCCGCCAACCCGGCGUGGGAGCGCAGCAGGAAGCCGCUGGCAGCCGCGUGGAAGGCCAAGGGCGCCAGGCGGCCCUUCUACACGGUCAAUGUGCAUUGGGCGAGCAAGAGCGGCGGCGGCACGUCGCUGCAUGGCGAUCGCAGACCGCCUCUUAAUGGCGCUGUGGAGGCGAGGAGUGCGCAGGCCAAUGUCACGGGAUCGUUUAUUGCGCAGAUCCUCGAGCUCGACCCAGCGGCGAACGUCAUUGCCGCGGGCGAUUUCAACGAGUUUGCGUUUGUACAGCCUAUGAGAACUUUCUCAGCCAUCUCGUCAAUGGUUGACCUUGACGAGGCCGCCGGUAUUCCCGUGGAGGAGCGAUACACCUACGCCUAUGAUAUGAACGCCCAGGCCCUUGACCACAUGUACGUCAGCCCAGCGCUGGCGCACAAGAAGUCCACCCGCUUCGAGCACAUCCACAUCAACUCGUGGGCGGCCUAUGACGACCAGGUGUCCGACCAUGACCCGGGUGUUGCCUUGUUCGAUGUCUGCGGUUGCUGAGACCGGACAGGAUGAGGUUGUACUUGUAUAGUACCAUUAGGAGUAAAUAAUAUCUGAACAGAUGUGAUGACCUGGGCAUCCCCUGGAUGGG
Parathielavia appendiculata is the source of this 2077-nucleotide messenger RNA. Its product is annotated as DNase I-like protein. Bases 136 to 1986 code for a protein of 616 amino acids. Gene Ontology annotation, molecular function: catalytic activity. The transcript is spliced from 4 exons. The record is from RefSeq and is a predicted model, not a curated record. Lineage: Eukaryota; Fungi; Ascomycota; Sordariomycetes; Sordariales; Chaetomiaceae.